CACUUUGUUUAGAUCCAGAGAGAGAGAGAGAGCGAGAGAGAGAGAGAGGUCGAGGAAGAGGUCAAGGGUGGCAAUGGAGUCUGGGAGCUUCUUCGUGGAUGAGAAGGCAGUGAGGGUGGAGAACAUUUUCCUGGAAUUCCUCAAGAGGUUCAAGCUUAAUCCGAAUGCUGCGGAGCCGUACUAUGAGACAGAGAUCGACGCCAUGCGGGACAAGGAAUCCACCACAAUGUAUGUGGAUUUCACCCAUGUUAUGAAAUUCAACGAGGUGCUCCAGAAAGCAAUCUCUGAGGAGUAUCUCAGAUUUGAGCCAAGUUUAAGGAAUGCUUGCAAGAGGUUUGCAAUGGAGCAUAAAUCAAGUGAGAAUAGACCCGCCUUGGUCUCUGAUGAUGGUUCCUUUCGUGACAUUAACAUAGCUUUCUAUAACAUUCCUUUAUUGAAGAGAUUGAGAGAUUUGACAACAUCGGAGAUUGGUAAGCUGACAUCGGUUAUGGGGGUUGUAACUAGGACAAGUGAGGUGCGCCCUGAGCUUUUGCUGGGAACAUUUAAGUGCCUUGAUUGCGGAGGAGUCAUCAAGAAUGUGGAACAGCAAUACAAAUAUACUGAGCCCAUAAUAUGCUUGAAUGCCACAUGUUCAAAUCGUACAAAAUGGGCUUUGCUCCGGCAAGAGAGCAAGUUUACAGAUUGGCAGAGAGUUCGGAUGCAGGAAACAUCCAAGGAGAUACCUGCUGGCUCUCUUCCUCGGUCCCUGGAUGUCAUACUUCGACAUGAGAUUGUUGAGCAUGCAAGGGCCGGAGACACGGUCAUCUUUACGGGAACUGUUGUUGCGGUGCCAGAUGUAAUGGCACUAACUUCUCCUGGUGAAAGAGCAGAGUGCCGGAGGGAAGCACCACAGCAUCAGAACCCAUCUGGUGGUCAUGGAGGUGUGAGGGGUCUCCGGGCUUUGGGAGUCAGAGAUCUCUCCUAUCGCCUUGCUUUUAUUGCUAACUCAGUCCAGGUGUCAGAUGGUAGAAGAGAUGGUGAUUUUUCUAGAGAGAGGAAGAUGGAUGGAGAUGAUUAUGAUAAACAAGAAUUUACAAAAGAAGAAGAGGAGGAGUUUAGAAGUUUGAAGAACAUCCCUGAUUUCUUUAACAAACUAGUUGAUAGCAUAUGCCCUAGUGUAUUUGGUCACCAAGAAAUCAAGAGGGCUGUUCUCCUAAUGCUUUUGGGAGGUGUUCACAAGGUAACUCAUGAAGGAAUCAACCUCAGAGGUGAUAUAAAUUUGUGUAUUGUUGGAGAUCCCAGUUGUGCAAAGUCUCAAUUUUUAAAGUACACGGCUGGCCUGGUUCCCCGAUCUGUUUACACAUCUGGAAAGUCCUCAUCAGCUGCUGGGUUGACAGCGACUGUAGCUAAAGAACCAGAGACCGGGGAGUUCUGUAUUGAGGCUGGUGCUUUAAUGCUUGCCGAUAAUGGUAUAUGUUGUAUUGACGAGUUUGAUAAAAUGGAUAUACGGGACCAGGUCGCCAUACAUGAAGCUAUGGAGCAGCAGACUAUAAGCAUCACAAAAGCAGGUAUUCAAGCAACGUUAAAUGCUAGGACUUCUAUUUUGGCAGCAGCAAAUCCUACUGGUGGACGCUAUGACAAGUCCAAACCACUGAAGUACAAUGUGGCUCUGCCUCCUGCUAUACUUUCUAGGUUUGAUCUAGUGUAUGUUAUGAUUGAUGAGCCAGAUGAGCAUACUGAUUAUAGCAUCGCCCACCAUAUUGUGAGAGUUCAUCAAAAACUUGAAAAUGCACUUGCUCCAGAAUUUACCACAGCACAGUUGAAGCGUUAUAUUGCAUUUGCGAAAUCACUGAAGCCUCAGCUAAGCCCAGAAGCAAGGAAGGUGCUUGUGGAAUCAUAUGUAGCCCUUCGCAGAGGUGAUAGUACUCCUGGAAGCAGAGUUGCUUAUAGAAUGACUGUUAGGCAGCUGGAAGCAUUGAUUCGGCUAUCUGAAGCCAUUGCUCGAAGUCACUUGGAUGAAGUGGUGCUUCCUGCUCAUGUUCGAAUGGCGGUAAGGCUGCUGAAAACAUCCAUUAUCAGUGUUGAAUCAAGUGAGAUAGAUCUCUCUGAUUUCCAAGACCAAGAUGGAGAUGGCAGUCAAGGACCUGAUCAGGGCACAGAGCAAGCAACUCCUGCAAAUGGUGGACAGGAAUCAGCAAGUGAAGCUGGUGGUCAGCAGAGUGAAGCUCAACAACAGUCUGAAACACAACAAAAAAAGAAAUUAGUUAUUACCCAAGAGCAUUUUCAGAGGGUUACCCAAGCUCUGGUUAUGCGCCUGAGACAACAUGAAGAGUCGGUUAUGCAAGAUGGAAGUGGCCUGGCUGGGAUGAAGCAAGGAGACCUUAUUGUUUGGUAUGUUGAUCAGCAAAAUGCCCAAGGAGCAUAUAGUUCAACAGAAGAGGUUGUAGAAGAAGUAACAUGCAUUAAAGCUAUCAUUGAGAGACUCAUACAAAGGGAAGGACAUUUAAUAGUCAUAGAUGAUGGAAGUUUGGCAGAGACCUCAGACGGCACUAAAACUAAGAAAUCCUCCAGUGAGAACAGGAUUUUAGCAGUGGCACCAAACUAUGUUAUUGAUUGAGGCAUGCUGCAAUCUAACCCGGCAUUUGAGUUUGUUUCCGGAAAUUGGCAUUUAGCCUAGAAUUUUCGUCUCAUGGAAUUGCAGUGCUCCAUUAUUGUAUCUUCACCUGAGUUUACAAAGUGACAAAGAUAACAAAAGUUUGGAAAUCAAAUACUCCUCGAUCAUUUUUAUUUUAUUUUUUUUUUUGACAAAUGCUUGUGUAAUAGUGUAGUUUUCACUUGGUUUCUCCAAAGGCAGCCUGGACUGGAGAAGGCAUGUGGACUUUAAUUCCAUUUUAUGGUUUACGCCAUCUUUUCUAUC
Molecule: messenger RNA, 2896 nt
Organism: Dioscorea cayenensis subsp. rotundata (Guinea yam)
Lineage: Eukaryota; Viridiplantae; Streptophyta; Magnoliopsida; Dioscoreales; Dioscoreaceae
Product: DNA replication licensing factor MCM6
Exons: 18
Coding region: 74-2596 (840 amino acids)
Biological process (GO): double-strand break repair via break-induced replication; DNA replication initiation; mitotic DNA replication
Cellular component (GO): nucleus; MCM complex
Molecular function (GO): single-stranded 3'-5' DNA helicase activity; ATP binding; single-stranded DNA binding
Source: RefSeq, a predicted model, not a curated record